CUUCAAAGCCUCUGCCAUUUCUCUCACACACACACACUCUGCCCCCCCUCUCUCUCUCUCUACAACUUUCUCUCUCUACCUAUACAUACACACAGAGAGAGCUUUACAUACAAACUUGACAUAGCAAAAAUGGCUUUACAAGUUCAAGUAAAUCAGGUACCACUGAAGCCAUCAAUGGCGCCAUCGUGGAGGUUCAACAAGCAAUCAGUGGUCUGCGUUGCAAGAGAUUAUGGUUUUUUCUCGGGUAGUGUUUUGAGGAACAGAGGAUUGAGCUCAUUGAAGGUGAAGUGUAGUAGCAGCUCGGAUGCUACUGUUACUACGACUGCGACGGUGGGACAGGUGACGGAAGUUUGUAAGGAUACCUUUUGGCCGAUUGUUGAAGCUGCCGGUGAUAAACCUGUUGUAGUUGACAUGUACACACAGUGGUGUGGUCCUUGUAAAGUGAUCGCUCCAAAGUAUCAAGAGCUGUCGAAGAAAUAUGACGAUGUGGUCUUUCUGAAGCUGGACUGUAACCAAGAUAACAGGCCGCUAGCCAAGGAACUAGGCAUAAAGGUGGUUCCGACAUUCAAGAUUCUGAAGAACAAUAAGAUCGUUAAAGAAGUCACUGGAGCAAAACUUGAUGAUUUAAUAGCGGCGAUUGAGGGUGCUCGGUCAAGUUAAUAUUCUUUUUCUAUUAUUUCUUCUGUUCGUUUGUUUAUAAUGAAGCAGAUAAUAUGUCUAUGAUGUCGUAAUUAGUUCUAACUAAAUUCAGUGUAUAGCUGUGGAUGAUGAACUUUCAUUAGAGAAGUUGGAAGUAUUGUACUUGUAUGCUGCAAUAGAUAUUGUCUUUAAAUCUCUCAA
Lycium ferocissimum is the source of this 840-nucleotide messenger RNA. Its product is annotated as thioredoxin F2, chloroplastic-like. The transcript is spliced from 4 exons. The coding region runs from base 130 to 660 and encodes 176 amino acids. Lineage: Eukaryota; Viridiplantae; Streptophyta; Magnoliopsida; Solanales; Solanaceae. The record is from RefSeq and is a predicted model, not a curated record.